AUGAUUCGAUGCAAAGUUAUCUUUGAUUUAAGCCAAUAUAUAGUAGAUCUGAUUAAAGAUUAUUCCAAGUUUUUAUCAGUCGCCAAUGUUAUUGGUACAUCAUCUGUAUGUAAAGUACGUGCUUUUCGUAUACCUCAUCAAAUUAUAUCAUUAACAUCUGACCUCAGUUUUCGAAAAACUUUAUCCGAAUGUAUUCCUAAAAAUGAACCAUUAUCAUUUGGACAUGAUGAUUUUAAUGAUCAUGAAGAUGCAAAUACAAAUAAUGCAUUCGAUUUCCUUCUUUCUAGUCCAAAUAGACAAUCAUCAACAAAUAUAUCACAAACAAUAAAACAACGAUCACAUAUUUAUCAAAAAUCUAUGCCAUAA
Messenger RNA from Rotaria sordida, 366 nucleotides. Lineage: Eukaryota; Metazoa; Rotifera; Eurotatoria; Philodinida; Philodinidae. The record is from the annotation of a GenBank genome assembly.